AUGGUCAUCAAAUUCGGCAUCGUAGGCUAUGGCAAUUCCGCCAAGACCUUCCACCUUCCAUUCAUCACUGCUGUUCCAGAAUACGACCUUGUAGCUAUUCUUCAGCGAGCCGAAGCCCCUGCAGACCCAUCCUCUGCGUCAAAAGGCUCACACUGCACUGUCGAUUUCCCUCACGUUAAGCACUAUCGCGAGGCCGAUAAGUUCUUUGCCGACGAUGAAAUCCAGUUCGUUGUUGUCGCUACACACCAUGACACACAUGCUCAGUUCGCUGAAAAGGCACUCCAAGCGGGGAAACAUGUAAUUGUGGAUAAACCAUUUGCUGUGACAUCCGAGGAGGCCGACAAGGUCAUCAAACUGUCCGAGGAGAAGGGUCUUAUCCUUACAUGUUUCCAGAAUCGACGAUGGGAUGCCGAUUUCAGGACGCUGAGUCACCUCAUUGAGAAGGGUGCACUUGGCGAUAUAAAAGAAGCGGAACUGCACUACGACUUUGAAUCACCAUCAUGGAUGUAUGGGUUGGGAGCCAAGUUCAUUCCUGGCGCCGGAAUGUCUUACGGACUGGGAACACACAGCCUGGACCAAGCUCUUGUCCUCUUUGGUCGGCCAAAGUCCGUCACGGGUUUCUUCCGUGUUCAACGCGACGCCGAGAGCGAGGUAGAAGACUCGUUCACGAUUAUUUUGCAGUACGAUGGUGCGCAGAAGGAUCUUCUCGUCACUGUGAAGACGUCUGUAAUUACUCCUAUGGCGCAGCAGCUAAAGCAGCUAGUUCGAGGAACGAAGGGUUCUUUUGUCAAGUUCCAACAGAACAGCACUUGCAUCACAGAAGAUCACAUCGCUGCGGGGCUCAAGCCACUCGACGAAGGCUUUGGUGUAGAGUCUGAGAAGCUGCGAGGUACUCUGACCACAUACGAAGAGUUUGACGGCAAGGUGCAGAAGUAUGAUGAAGUCACCAAGAAGUAUGUUGGACAGUAUCCGACUGUUCCAAGCCGAUGGGUAGGGCUAUAUGAAAAUAUCGCAGAUGCUAUCAACGGCAAGGCGGAGUUGGUCGUGAAACCUACACAAUCACGGGAUGGACUGAGGAUCAUCGAGCUUGCGAGGGAGUCUCAUGAGAAAGGUGUAACGAUUACAUGGUCAUAG
Molecule: messenger RNA, 1134 nt
Organism: Fusarium sp. VM40
Lineage: Eukaryota; Fungi; Ascomycota; Sordariomycetes; Hypocreales; Nectriaceae
Source: the annotation of a GenBank genome assembly